UUGCAUGAUGUACCAUUUAUUGAAACGUUAUAUUUACAGCUUAAAAAUAAUUUCAAAAGACAAAUAUGUACUUAUUACCGGAUGUGAUUCGGGUUUCGGAUAUUUACUUGCAAAAAGGCUAGACGCAAUUGGUAUGCACGUACUUGCUGGAUGUCUUAAAGAAUCAUCAAUAUUUGAGCUUGGUAAUGCUUUAAGCAAAAAAGCAAUGGCUAUUAGACUUGACGUCACAAAUGAAGAAAGCAUUGCUGAGGCAGUGGAAUUAGUAAGCGCAACAAUUGGAGAUCAGACCGGUUUAUUAGCAUUAGUGAAUAAUGCUGGAUUAAUGGGCACAGGAAUUGGCCCAACAGUCUGGCAGACGAGAAAGGACUACGAAGAUGUGCUUUCAGUCAACUUCUUUGGAGUUGCCAUGGUUACCAAUGCCUUCCUUCCGUUUGUAUUAAAGGGAAAAGGACGAAUAGUAAAUAUUGCUAGUAUGAAAGGACGUAUUGCAUUUCACAAUGCUCCAUACAGUGUUUCAAAAUACGGUGUAGAAGCUUUUUCGGAUUGUUUAAGGCGUGAUUUGUUCAACAAAGCCGUGACCGUACAUAUUCUUGAGCCUGGACAUUUCGAGACAGAUCUUCUGGAUCGAGCAACGCACAGAAAACGGAUCCAUGAGAAAAUUGAGAGCCUCCCAAAAGCUGUACGAGAUGAACUUCCGCAUGACAUUAAAAAUAUCAUGAUGGCACGAUUUCAGUCCUUCGUCGGCCGGAUGGCCUCAAACCAUCCCGAGGAAGUUGUGGACGCCUAUGAACAUGCUAUAACUGCAAAAUAUCCGAAAUAUAGGUAUGUGAUAGGGUUUGAUGCCAAGUAUAUUUUCCAGCCUUUAUGGAUGCUGCCUGAGCCUAUAAGUGAUUUUGUUAUAACGAGAUUGUAG
Mya arenaria is the source of this 913-nucleotide messenger RNA. RefSeq names its product 17-beta-hydroxysteroid dehydrogenase type 6-like. The record is from RefSeq and is a predicted model, not a curated record. The coding region runs from base 5 to 913 and encodes 302 amino acids. Gene Ontology annotation, molecular function: oxidoreductase activity. Lineage: Eukaryota; Metazoa; Mollusca; Bivalvia; Myida; Myidae. The transcript has 5 exons.